CAUGAACUUGAAAUGAAAGAAGAUAAUUUUGCACAAGAAAGAGAUGAGUUCUGCAAGCAAAAAGAAAGCAUGUUGAAAGACAUCCAGGAGGUACUGCAACCAUUUCACAUUAAAUUUAUAAUCAGAAAAAAUAUCGGACUAGGGCAAUGUUGCGUGACCUCUGAAAUAUUUUUGUGACAAUAUUACAAAAACAAUGUAAAAAAGACGCGAUGGAACAAAAAAAGGAUGAAGAAAGCGAUGAAAACACACGAAAGAAUAAAGGAACGAAUGUCAUUAUUCGUCGAUAACAUAGGUUGUUUACUAUUUACAUGGAAAUUCCGGUUGUUCCAUACGGAAAGUAAAUGGAACAAGCAUAUUUCGACGGCCCAACCGGAAAUUUUCCGGAAUGGACGGUUUGUUUGAAAAGGUUGUCCUCUCUUACCGAUUGGAACGUUUCAACCGAUGAAUUUUGUUCCAUUUACAUUUUUUAUUUUUUCACCAGUUCCAGGCUCUUCGCGAUUUAAUUCAAACCGGAUAGGUUUUCCAUAUAAAUGGUAAACAACCCUUCAGUGCCUUCCGGUCAGUCAUUCUAAAUGGAAAGCGCAUAAUCCGAAUGGGAUUUUCUAUUCGAAAUUUUGCUUACCAUUGGCACAAUUUCAAACCGGAUGGGUUUUCCAUGUAAAUGGUAAACAACCAUAGAGAACUUCCAACAAAAUACAUGUUCAUGUUUCUAUCACUGCUCUGUUUAAAAACAUGUACCAGCGAUGUAACUUAAGCCUGGCGCACACGAUGCGAUUUUAGUCAGCCGAUGAAAAUCGUUUGACAUACCGAUAUACAUCGGUAUACUCUGCACACGAUUACGAAAAAAAUACGCUCCCUGAACUGUAGCCGCCAUGUUGCCAAAUAAAUACAAGCACGUGAUCACAGCAUGAAAUCUGAUUGGUUAUACUUAAAAUUCCACCGAUAAAAAUCGUAUAAUAUCAAAACGUUUUGAUGUUGUCCGAUUAAAAUCGAGCAACAAAAAUCGGUUAAAAAUGACACCGCACACACAACGAUUUUGUUAGUUUUAGUCAAACGAUUUUUAUCGGCCGACUAAAAUCGCAUCGUGUGCGCCUGGCUUUAGCCCCUGCCCGGGCCAAGUAAACAUUAUUACGGGCAAUAAUUAAUAAAUUAUAAUUGCUACACUAAAUUGUUUGCUUGUUUAUGGUAUAAAUGUGAGUGAAUCAGCUGAAAUCAACACUUCAUGAUUCAGUCUUCAAAUAUAGAACUUUGUUACGGGAAGCAUAAGAUUAGAUUACAUUAGAAUGUUGAUUAAUCAAUCCUGCAAAUGUUGUUAAAAUGUGAGUGCAAACUAGACAUGAAGACAAGUGAAUUUUAUUCCAGACAACCAAUUUUCAUGUCUAACUUGCCCUUCUCGCAAAUGAUAAAAACAGUUAAGUUGUACCACUGUGUACUCUGUGGCGAAAAUUACAAUAUUCGUGUUUCUGUUGUUGUGUACUCAGGUGAAGAUAUAUGAUUGCGAUGUAUCCAUAGAUAUCUUAUAUAGACUAGAUAGCGCAUCUCUUUUAGUAAAAUUGAAGCCAAGAAUAUUUCAGCGGUUACCCCCAUUUGAAUAGAUGACGGCCAUGUUGGAGUUUCCCACUCGCUAAUAAACGCUUAAAAAACAACAAUAACUUUCAUCAUUUGAAUAGUUUGAAAAUGUAUUUGGAAUAGGUUUAACUUAAUGUUUAAGUUCCCUGUUUAAGAAAUAGAAAACAUACAAGUCUUCUCAUUUCAUGGGAAUAUCCUGAGUCUGCAAUCACGGCUUCAAUUGUUGAAUUGCAGAAUAAUUAGACGCACUAUCUAGUGUAUAUAAGAUAUCUAUGGAUGUAUCUCAGAGUGUGUCCACACCGGACAAGCGAAAAGUUUGCUUGCGGUGAGAAUCGAACUCGCACCCUUUGGUUUGCUAGUCCAAUGCUCUACCAACUGUGCUAUGAGGUCACGUCGGUUCGAGUGGCUGAUAGUUUGGAACUCAGUCUAGUUCCUUCGAUAUCAGUAGGUUUUUACAAUCUUGAAUUCGUGUUUCUGUUGUGUACUCAGGUUGAAGAUAUAUAGCAAAGGUCGCGGGUUCGAUUCCCACCGCGGUCAAGCAAACUUUUCGCUUGCCCGAUGUGGACACAGUCAGAGAAAUGUGGCAAUCAUAUUACAAUAUUCGUUAACCAGACACUAAACAUGAAAAAGCUUUAAUUAUCCAUGUCAGAUUAUAAAUGGUCACUUUCUUGCUUUGAUUUGGUAUCAUAGCUACGACUCCGUACCCGUGGUGAACAGCAAGCACGAGAGACCGAACAGAACGACCAUGCCAUGAUGCUGAAGGAAAUGCAAGUACUUGUGGCUAAAGAAAGGCUAGCAAGAGAACAACUUGAAAAUAAGAUUAAACAUCUUGAAAAGGAAGCACAUGAGAGUAGGUUGAUCAAAUCAGAAGAUGGAUCGAAAGCAAACUCAGCAG
This is a messenger RNA of Paramuricea clavata, 2464 nucleotides long. Lineage: Eukaryota; Metazoa; Cnidaria; Anthozoa; Malacalcyonacea; Plexauridae. The record is from the annotation of a GenBank genome assembly.